This is a messenger RNA of Physcomitrium patens, 2807 nucleotides long. RefSeq names its product transmembrane 9 superfamily member 7. Lineage: Eukaryota; Viridiplantae; Streptophyta; Bryopsida; Funariales; Funariaceae. Gene Ontology annotation, cellular component: membrane. The record is from RefSeq and is a predicted model, not a curated record. Gene Ontology annotation, biological process: protein localization to membrane.
GUGGGGGAAGGUGGGAUCCCGUUUGGCUUUUGUUGCUUUGGUUGGCUCGUCGUCCUCCUCCUCCUCCUCCACAUUCAGAUCUGUUGUAUGCCCAUCGCCCUCCUCUUCUUCAUCUCCCUUGCCUCGCAGGGCCUCUUCUCUUCGCUUCUUCUGGUUCUCCAUAUCUCCAACUGAAAGGUAGAGAGAGAGAGAGAGAGAGAGAGAGAGAGAGCAUUGAGCCGUUUUAUUACACACCCUGUGGUGCCGUUGCUGUUUCGGAUUCCUCACACUAACGUGCUUCGCACAUGAGAGAGCAACUGUGAUCAGGAAUUUUGGGUUCCAUAGCGGGCUUGUCUAAUCUUCUAGGCCUAGAUCAUGGCGUCUUCCGUCAUGGCUCUCCUGCCGAUCUGCACGCUCUUGCUGCUUGCCCUUUCCUACCCCGCCGCGGCUUUCUACCUGCCUGGCGUCGCUCCCCAGGACUUCGAGGAGAAUGAUCCUGUUACAGUAAAAGUGAACAAGCUUACAUCGACCAAGACGCAGCUGCCAUACAAUUAUUAUUCGCUCGAUUAUUGCAAACCUCCUAAGAUUAAGGACUUCGCUGAAAAUUUGGGAGAGGUGCUUAGAGGCGAUCGUAUCGAGAAUUCGCCGUAUCAGUUUGAAAUGAGAAAUGAUCAGCUGUGCAAGAUUCUCUGCAAGAAAACGUUCUCUGCGGAAGCGCUCAACAACUUCAAGGAUAAAAUUGAAAACGAAUACCGUGCCAACAUGAUUUUAGACAACCUGCCUGUAGCUGAACCGAAGCAAAAGCAUGACAAUGGGCAAGCUAUUAAGCUGUACGAUAAGGGAUUUCUUGUUGGGUUUAAAUAUCAGGAUAGCAAAAAGUUCUACAUCAACAAUCAUCUUGCCUUUACUGUGCUGUUUCAUCCUAUCGGUGAUGGCAAUGCCCGUAUUGUGGGCUUUGAAGUGAAAGCAUACAGCGUAAAGCACAAAUAUGAUCGUUGGGAGGAUCAGAAGACGAAAUUGUCUACCUGCAACCCCAACACCAGGACUUAUGUGACAUAUGGUCAGGACCCCCAGGAGUUAGUUGAAGGCCAUGAAGUGGUUUUCACUUAUGAUGUGUCGUUUCAGGAAAGUGACAUCAAGUGGGCAUCUCGCUGGGAUACAUAUUUGUUGAUGACAGAUGAUCAAAUUCAUUGGUUCUCCAUUGUUAACUCCCUCAUGAUUGUCCUAUUCCUCUCCGGUAUGGUGGCGAUGAUCAUGAUGCGUACUCUCCAUCGUGAUAUCUCCAAAUACAACCAACUCGAUGAAGAGGAUCUUCAGGAAGAAACUGGAUGGAAACUUGUGCAUGGAGAUGUAUUCAGACCACCAAAUUAUGCUGGUCUCCUCUGUGUGUACGUAGGCACAGGGGUGCAAUUUCUUGGAAUGGCCGUGGUCACUAUGAUUUUUGCACUUUUUGGUUUCCUUUCCCCCGCUAAUCGCGGUGGAUUGAUGACUGCCAUGUUGCUAUUAUGGGUAUUCAUGGGGCUGUUCGCUGGGUAUGCCUCAUCACGAUUGUACAAGACGUUUAAGGGCACCGACUGGAAGGCUAACACUCUAAGAACAGCACUAAUUUUUCCUGGAAGCAUUUUUGUCAUUUUUUUCAUCCUCAACGCGCUUAUCUGGGGCCAGAAGUCAUCAGGGGCUAUACCUUUUGGAACAAUGUUCGUUCUUAUGUUCCUCUGGUUCGGUAUUUCUGUCCCCCUUAUCUUCGUUGGUAGCUAUUUUGGCUUCAAGAAGCCAGCUGUCGAUGACCCUGUGAGGACAAACAAAAUUCCUCGACAAAUUCCUGAGCAGGCUUGGUAUAUGGCACCCAUAUUCUCCAUCCUCAUUGGUGGAAUUCUUCCCUUCGGAGCCGUCUUCAUUGAGCUCUUCUUCAUCUUGACAUCAAUUUGGCUCAACCAGUUCUACUACAUUUUCGGGUUCUUGUUCAUUGUCUUCUUGAUACUCAUCGUCACUUGCGCGGAGAUCACCAUUGUACUUUGCUACUUCCAGCUGUGCAGUGAGGACUACCAUUGGUGGUGGAGGGCUUAUCUCACUUCAGGCUCCUCGGCUAUUUACCUGUUCCUGUAUGCCACUUUUUACUUCUUCACAAAGCUCGAUAUCACGAAGGCCGUUUCUGGCGCUCUUUACUUCGGAUACAUGGUGAUUAUUGCCUACUCUUUCUUCGUCCUCACAGGAACAAUGGGGUUCUAUGCUUGCUACUGGUUUGUGCGGAUGAUUUAUGCAUCAGUGAAGAUCGAUUAAGCUUCAGAUUCCCAUCUGAGUUAUCGUCAAGCGGAGAGUACCUAGAAGAGCGCCUGUAGACCAAGACUAGGCAAUAUUUCUUAAAUUUUUGGUCACAGGAGUGCACAUCUUGUCAACUUAACACUGGUCUUAGCAGAUUUCCUCGGCCAUUACCAAUCUUGCUUUCUCCAUAGCCUGUGGCGACAUGGAUGGCUGAGUGUGGACUGACAGAGAGUGGGCAUUAGGGCUCAGAUUAGCAGAGCAGCACUGAAAUAAGUAGCAACCAUAUUCUUAGUCCACAUUGACAUGGAGGUUGUCCUUGUCUUUUGACAAAUGCUUCACCCCUUCAAAAUGUCGAUCCCUAAGGUCUGAUUAGUUUUUCAAGAUUUUUUCAAAUUUAAUGAUAGAUUUAAAAAUCCUCCUUCCCUCUCCCUCCAGCAUGCAUCUCACUUUCUUUGGUCAAGGCCAGCAAUUGCUAAAUACUUUUCAUGCGUUUGUACUGAUACACGGCAAAGUUCUAGUAAAUUUUCAUCAGAAUCUGAUGAGAUGAUAAGAAGGAUAUUCUUUCA